AUGGCCAUCUCCGCCUCAUCCUCGGCCGCUGCUCCUCCGCCCCGCCUCCUCCCGCCCCAACCCCGCUCCCUCCCGCCGCCGCCGCCGCCUCCCACCCAUGGCCCCGCCUCGCCGCCGCGACUCCACAUCCGCGCGCUCGCCGCCGUGGCGUCUGCCGACCCCCGCGCGGCGCACGCGCUGGCCGCCAAGUCGGGCGCGGCCGAGGGCGACGCCCGCGUCGCGAACGCCGUCAUGUGCGGGUACCUCCGCGCGGGCGCGCUGGCGGAGGCGCGGGAGGUGUUCGAGAGGAUGCCCGCCCGCGACGCCGCCUCCUACAGCGCGCUCAUCUCGGGCCACGCGCGCCUCGGCUCCCCGGCCGCCGCCGGGGCGGAGCUGUUCGGGCGCAUGCGGCUCGCGGGGCUUGCGCCCACCGAGUACACCUUCGUGGGCCUCCUCACCGCCUGCGCCCGACGGGGCAACCCGCGGCUCGGGUCCCAGGUGCACGCGCUGGCCGUCAAGGGCGGCAGCGACGGCUCGCUCCUCGUCGACAACGCGCUCCUCGGGAUGUACGUCAAGGGCGGCCGCUUCGUCGACGCGCUGAGGGUGUUCGACGGGAUGGAGCGGCGCGACGUCUCGUCGUGGAACACGGUCCUGUCCGGCCUGGUCGAGCUGGGGAGGUACGACGAGGCGUUCGAGCUGUUCGGGGACAUGCGGGACAGCGGCGUUGCGGCUGACAGGUUCUCGCUGUCGCCGCUCUUGGCUGCAGCCGCCGAGGGGUUCGGCCUGCAGGAGGGCGCGGCGGUGCACGCGUUGUCGCUCAAGUCCGGGCUGGAGAUGGAUUUGAGCGUUGGCAACGCGCUCAUCGGGUUCUAUGCCGAGCAUGGUGAUUCCGUUGAGGAUGCGGUGGAUGUGUUUCAGAGGAUGCCGGUGAAGGACGUGGUUUCGUGGACCGGAUUACUCCAUGGGUACAUGGAAUUUGGCCUAGUUGACAUGGCUCUAGAUGUGUUUGAUCGAAUGCCUGAGAGGAAUUUUGUCACCUACAAUGCGGUUCUGACUGGGUUUUGCCAGAACAAGGAAGGUGUCCGAGUUACCUUUGCUAGAAAGUCAGGGCUGCGAGGACUGGGGUUGUUCAGGCAGAUGGUGGAGGAUGGAUUGGAGAUCUCAGAUGUAACUGUAACAGGUGUUCUAAAUGCUUGUGCUAUUGCUGCGGACAGGAAGAUGAGCGAGCAGGUUCACACAUUCGUGAUUAAGUGUGGCUGCAGCUCAACUCCUUGGAUUGAUGCUGCAUUGAUAGACAUGUGCAUCAAAUGUGGCAGGUCUGGAGAUGCACACCUUCUGUUUGAGCAGUGGCGCCAUGAGGAGAGUCUUCACAUUGCUUGGAAUUCUUUGCUAGUGGCAAGUUUCAAAGACGGGGAGUAUGAGAAAGCAAUUUCCACUUUCCUAAAGAUGUUUAGAAGCAAUGAUGUUCAGUUCAUUGAUGAAUUCAUCUUGACUACUGUUCUUGGAGUAUGUGGAGCCUUAGGUUUUGCUGAACUUGGAAAGCAAAUGCAUUCCUUCGCUGCGAAGUCUGGGUUUCUGAGUGCUCAGGGAGUUGGUAAUGCGAUCAUUAGUAUGUAUGGCAAGUGUGGGGCACUGGAAACUGCAGUUGAUGUGUUUAAGCGAAUGCCUUGUAGAGACUUGGUUUCAUGGAAUGCUCUGAUCACUUCUCAUCUUCUUCAUCGCCAGGGAGACGAGAUACUGGAGUUGUGGUCUCAGAUAGAGAGAUUACCUAUCAAACCUGAUUCUAUUACCUUUCUUCUAGUCAUAUCAUCUUGCAGCUACACAAGCUCAAACUCUACUGAUAAAUGCAGGGAGCUAUUCCUUUCUAUGUCAAGCACACAUGGCAUCAAACCGUCUGUUGAGCACUAUGCAGCGUUUGUUUAUGUCCUUGGGUGCUGGGGUCAUUUUGAGGAGGCAGAGCAGCUUAUCGGUAAAAUGCCGCUCAAGCCUAGUGUAUUGGUUUGGAGAUCCUUGCUAGAUAGCUGUAACAGGCGACCCAACAUGACCAUGCGGAGGUUAGCAAUGAAGCAUCUACUUGCGUUGGAACCACAGGAUCCAUCCACAUAUGUCCUGACAUCAAAUCUCUACUCAGAAUCAGCAAGAUGGCAGAGCUCUGAGAGCACAAGGCUGAAGAUGCGUGAAAUGGGUAUGCGAAAGAUUCCAGCAAAGAGCUGGACCUUUCAUGGCAAUUCCAUUCACUCAUUUUUCGCGCGGGAUAGGUCACACCCCCAGUCCAAGGACAUCUAUGCUGGUCUGGACGUGCUAAUCCUUGACUGCAUGAAGGCUGGAUAUGAACCAGACACCACCUUCGUGCUACACGAUGUCGAGGAAUACCAGAAGAGGCACUUCCUGAUGUACCACAGCGUGAAGCUAGCUGCCAUGUAUGGCCUUCUAAUGACAGGACAUGGCGAAACCAUCCGUGUCGUGAAGAACAUCCGCAUGUGUGGUGAUUGCCACUCGUUCAUGGAGUACACUUCUGCAGCCACCGGUAAAGAGAUUUUGGUCAGAGACUCGGGUGGGUUUCAUAUUUUCCGUGGAGGGAAAUGUUCUUGUAGAGAAUAA
This is a messenger RNA of Oryza brachyantha (malo sina), 2580 nucleotides long. Its product is annotated as pentatricopeptide repeat-containing protein At5g03800. Gene Ontology annotation, biological process: RNA modification. The coding region runs from base 1 to 2580 and encodes 859 amino acids. Gene Ontology annotation, molecular function: RNA binding; zinc ion binding; protein binding. The record is from RefSeq and is a predicted model, not a curated record. NCBI's taxonomy places the organism in Eukaryota, Viridiplantae, Streptophyta, Magnoliopsida, Poales, Poaceae. The transcript has a single exon.